GUUUUCUUACAAAGCUUCCCUCGUGAGGUUCGUGUCUGACCUUGCGAAGUUUGCAGAGCCGAGAAGCGCGAAAUUCAGAAAGACUUCAAAAAUACAAGAUCGACUACUGAGGAGAUAUGGAUCCCUUCGCCGUUGCCGGACUGUUAAUAGGCGCGAUUGGCAUCCCAGUUCAGCUGUAUACAAGCUGUGUCCUCGCAUUCUCUACACUCAAAGACGUCAGGGAGACUGGAAGCUCUUUCACAACUCUCAGUUUGCUGCUGAAAGUGCAGCGAACUCGCUUCCUCGUCUGGGGUCAAAACUUUGACAUUUACAAAUCCGGGCCCAACCUGGAGAAACUCUCGCCCCCAGUGUACGAAACCCUGAUUCAGACCUUGAUCCGCAUCAAGGAACUGCUGGAGCAAGUCGGCGAGGUGGGCGGGAAAUAUGGGCUCAGUAGCCCGAUUCCCAUCAAACCCGAAAUCGAACAGGACGAGACAAUCGCCCGCAGGGAGAUUUCUAGGCAGGCGACUAUGGUGUAUAAGGUGGAUCGGAGCUGUAGCGCCUUUCGAAAGUUCCAAUGGAUCAUCCACGACCGAUCCAAGUUUGAGACUUUGGUUACGCAACUGACUAGUUUUAUGGACGCUUUGUACGAGUUCUGCCCGCCAGAUCGCCAACAAGAUCUCAGCCGUAACGUCGAGGCCGAGGUGCUAGCGACCACGAUCAUCGAUCACGGAAGCGCUGGGGUCCGAGCGCUUCAAGAAUCUUCGCAGCAUAGUGACAACGACACAAUCAGGGAGAUUCAGAGCUUUGCGUCCGUCAUGGCCAGCGCGAGAAGGGCCGAUGCUUCGGGCGUAGGACAACUCAAUUCUGCUUGGACAUCUUUCACACCUUCGUACGACUUGUACAUCCACCACAAUACGCUCCAAAUUACAAACGCUCCCGAUCAUACCCCAGGCAGGGCAUGGGCAACGUUCACCGCACAAACGAGUCUGGGCGUGCAGCCCCUCCGGGUCGUCGUCGAGUGGUGCACAUACAAUGAGAUGGCGGUGCAGAGAGUCUCCAAGGUAGACUUGCAACUGAAGAUUGAAGGGCAAGUCCGCAUGCUUCAAGAUUCAACUCGCCGCCCGCAAUUCAGGCAUCUGAAUUGCAUCGGAUACUAUGAAGACCCUACAGCCGCGAGGUUUGGAGUCGUUUACCAUUGCCCUUCCAAUCCCGCAGGCGCGGCUACUACGCUUACAACGCUCCAUCAACUGCUCAAGGGUCAGCACGUUCCUGUCUUGGAAGACCGCUUUGCCCUCGCCUCAUUGCUGGCAGAAUCGCUCUUCUCAUUCCUGGCCGCUGGCUGGCUGCACAAGACAAUCAACUCCCUCAACAUUCUCUUCUUCAGUAAUGGAAACGGCCCUCAACGCGAGCAGUUUUCCCUGCGAGACCCGUAUCUCUCCGGCUUUGCACGGUCCCGGAUGGUAAAUAACGUCAACGUAACCAGCAUGGGCAUGGCUCAAUUCCCGGAGACCCUGUAUUGCCACCCAGACGUGAUGGGAGGGGAGAGGAGGGUGGCGGCCAACUCCCAUCAUCUCCACGACAUCUACAGCUUCGGCACCAUCCUGCUAGAGAUCGGGACUUGGGUGCGGUUGGAGAAGCGGUACAGGACUGGGUCUGAUGGCCCUGAGUUCCGCAAAGAGUUGGUUCGGGUUGUCGCACCGCAGCUUGGUCCGUCGAUGGGUACUCGCUAUAUGCAGGCGGCGUUGAAGUGCAUAGAGGGGAGGUUUGAUGGAUUGGCACACUUUAAUGGCACAGAGCCUGACUAUAACCUUAAUCUUUUGAGGAGUUUCCACUGGGAGGUGGUGUCCGUUCUGAAGUCAUUCCAGAUCUAG
Molecule: messenger RNA, 1853 nt
Organism: Lindgomyces ingoldianus
Lineage: Eukaryota; Fungi; Ascomycota; Dothideomycetes; Pleosporales; Lindgomycetaceae
Exons: 3
Coding region: 117-1853 (578 amino acids)
Source: RefSeq, a predicted model, not a curated record